This is a messenger RNA of Acipenser ruthenus (sterlet), 1860 nucleotides long. RefSeq names its product doublesex- and mab-3-related transcription factor A2-like. The record is from RefSeq and is a predicted model, not a curated record. Gene Ontology annotation, biological process: regulation of transcription by RNA polymerase II; sex differentiation. Gene Ontology annotation, molecular function: DNA-binding transcription factor activity, RNA polymerase II-specific; RNA polymerase II cis-regulatory region sequence-specific DNA binding. Gene Ontology annotation, cellular component: nucleus. The transcript has 4 exons. Lineage: Eukaryota; Metazoa; Chordata; Actinopteri; Acipenseriformes; Acipenseridae. Bases 73 to 1176 code for a protein of 367 amino acids.
UACACGUUGAACUCGCUUGCAUGCGAGUUGUGGAAGAUCCCCUGUGCGAGCGAGCCCGCGUUCACACACGAAAUGCCCCACCGGCCUGACCCAGACAUCGCGGAGAAAGGUCUGCGGACACCGAAGUGCGCACGCUGCAGGAACCACGGCUUUACCGUGCAACUCAAAGGACACUCCGGGAAAUGCGCGUACCUGCACUGCCCGUGCUGGAAAUGCGCGCUCAUCGCCGAGAGGACUCAAAUCAUGGCAGUCCAGAGACGGAUGAAAAAAGAGCAGAAAGAAGAAACGAAUAAUGCGGCUGAAUGCGAGCCGGCUCCUCCGGCCCAGGGGCCCAGGCUAGCCGGACGCAGAAAGCGGGACAAGAGCCGCAAUAUCGAUGAAGACUGUUGCGAAGCAGAACCGGCCGGUGCAACCUCCGCACGCCUGCUGAAUAAGUACGAACCGCGGCGAGCAGGAGCGUCCGCCGCGCAGGAUUCUCCUUGGAGGGGAGAAGGCGGUGUAACCAGAGCUGCUGUCAGCGCCGGGACCAGCAGGCAGUUCGACGCCGGGAGAAUGCACACUGCGUUCGGGGUUUCAGCACCGGUGCAGACCGCAGCACCCGAGACAGCGCUCAGCAGUGCGAGCAGCGGCGUGUACGAAGCCAGGGCUCCGAUGCACAGCUGCGCCGAGGGAAGCCCGGGGAUGGGCUUCCAUACGGGCGCUGACUGGCCCGAGCGGGACGGAGCCGCUUGGAGCUCCGGCGGGUGGGCUGCGGGAGGAAUGCAGGAAAAUGCCUUUCGCAUGGCUCGGCGUUAUGUCCCUGACAGGGAGCUGCUCUCUGCUGUGCACAGGCCUGUGCCUGUGAAGCUGUAUUCCAGGUGUCCCUGCCACGCUAUCUUCCUGAACGUGGCCACCGGCCAGCCCUGCUUCCACGAGCCUCCGCUGCCCGUGGGUUUCCAUCACUUACCAGGACACAGCGUGCAGUACUCCCUGGAUCCUGCACAAGUCAGUGGCAGAGCCAGCUACUACGCACCUCCAUCAGUGCGGCCGUGCCUCGUUCAGGACGCUUCUUACAGCCUUCAUCCAGACAGCGUCCCUCCGAGAGAGGAGGAAGAGGCUUCAGGUCUCUGCGGGAGCCAGGACUCUGAUGUCAUUUCCGUGGGGAAUGAGGCGUCUCCUCAGGAAAACAGCGGUUAACAAUCAGAUCAUUCACUAACCUUUCAUACACACUGGCAAAAUCUCACUGACUAUUGUAUACUGAUCACAUUCAUACUUGGAAUUGGUUACACAAUACGCUUGAUUCUCAUUUCUGAAGCAUAUCUUGUUGGAAGCCAUAUUUAAGUUUACAAACAAUAUAACUACAGAAUCGUUUAACCGUCCGUCUAGGAACAUGUAUUAUUUUUAAAGCUGUGCUAGACUUGCAGUAAGAUCUGGUCUUGCGCUCUGUUACAGGGCUAGUUACCCCAGAACAACCCCUUUAGUCUGGUCACCUGACACUGAACUGCACUGCACUGCACACUGUUUAAACAGUGAGGCGCGGACAGCACGCUUUCCAGACGCGAUCAGGGUUAUCCGUCAGGCUUACUGUAAACUCCAGGGAAAGCCAAACUAAAGGACAUUUGGGAAAAGGAAUAUUUACAUGUUCAUGCUGUGCUUCUUGCUCGUUAGACAGCUACAGUGGCCAGUUGCGUAAAACACCUUCAGUAACAUUUCCCUUUAGUUUUCCCUUUCAGUGUCCCUUGAGUUUAAGGGAGUUGCAGAAAGCAGCUGCACAUGUUUAAGAGUCAGCACCCUAGAUGAGGGGUAUCCUCAAGAAAUGUAUCCUUAAGCGUUAUUCUUAAACUUAAUACUUCAGGGGUUUUAUGCAACUAGACCUUUUCC